AUGAAGCAACACUUCAAAGACAUGGACCUGGUCAAAGAGAUGACGCUCCCACUCUUCGCCGUGAGCGCCUACUCAUCGCUCUUCGGCGCCUCCUUCGGCAUCGACCACAACUACUGGAACGGCGUCCUCGGCAUGGCCCAAUUCAAACGCGACUUCGGCGUCUGGGACCCCACCACCUCGACCUACAUCAUCCCCUCGACCUGGAUCAGCGCCGGCUCAGGCCUCCCCAGCGCCGGUCUCGCCAUCGGCGCAUUGCUCUCCGGCCUCUUCGGCAACCGCCUCGGCCGCGUGCGCACGUUCCUCGUCGCAGCGACCACGUCCAUCGUCGGCAUCGUCGUCCAGGCCGCCAGCCUGCCCGGCCACUACUGGCAGCUGAUGGCAGGCCGCAUCGUGACGACCGUCGCGCUCGGCGUUGUUUGUAAUGCGGUGCCGGCGUACCAGGCCGAGUGCGCGCCCGCGGCCAUACGCGGCGCGCUGGUCAACGCGUAUCAGUGCUGGCUGCUCGUCGGCGCGCUGAUGGCGAACACGGCGAACUGGGGGACGUAUGCGUGGGAGACGCAGUGGGCGUACCGGCUGAUCAUCGUGCUGCAGUUGGUGGUGCCGGUGGUGUUGCUGGUCGGCGGCGCGUGGUUGCCUGAGAGCCCGAGGUGGCUGGUCGGCAAGGAGAGGGAGGAGGAGGCGCUGGAGGUGCUGUUGCUGCUGCGGCGCGGAACGGCGCGCGAGGUCGUUGAGGAGGAGGUGCGUGUCCUUGCGGCCGCUGAGAAGGAGCAAAGGCGGCAUCUGCAGGCCGCGUCGUGGGCGGACUGCUUUCGCGGCCCCAACCUCCGCCGCACCCUCAUCGUCGCGGGCGUCCAGUGCUUCCAGGCCGGCCAGGGCAACAGCUUCAUCACCAACUACGGCGUCGUCUUCCUGCAGGCCAUCGGCGUGCAGAACACGUACCAGACGCAGGUCCUGCUCAUCUUCACGACCACCAUCUCGUCCGUCUUCCCCUUCUACUUCGCCGACCGCAUCGGCCGCCGCCUGCCGCUCAUCGUCGGCGCUGUCGUCAUGGGCGUCUGCAUGUAUGUCGUCGCCGGCGUGACGGGCUACGCGCCGGCGGAUGACGGCGCCGCGCUGAAGGCCGCGACGGCGGCGCUGUUUGUGUGGCAGUUUUUCUUGUCGAGUUGCUGGUCGUCGUGUGUAUGGAUCGUCACCGCCGAAACCCCGACCCUCCAUCUCCGCGAGAAGACCAUUACCAUCGGCACUUUCCUCGGCUUCAGCGUCGGCGUGCUGGUCACCUUCGUCAAUCCGUUCCUGCAGGACGCGGACCAAGCGGGUCUGGGGGGCCGCGUGGGCUUUGUGUACGGUAGCUUCAGCUUUGCUGCGGCGGUCUGGACGUUCCUGUUCGUGCCCGAGCUAAAAGGCCGCUCGCUGGAGGAAAUUGACGGGUUGUUUGAGGCCGGGGUGAAGGCGUGGGGGGCGGGGCGGCUCAGCAGCCUGGAGAGGGGUUGUGGAACGGACAUUCCGGUAUUGAAGGGGGUGGAGGUGGGGGAUGGGAGAGGGGAGAGGAGCGGUGAUGAGGGGAGGGAGAGCGCGACAAAGGGGCUGGAUAGCGCCUGA
Lasiodiplodia theobromae is the source of this 1599-nucleotide messenger RNA. RefSeq names its product High-affinity glucose transporter. The transcript is spliced from 4 exons. Gene Ontology annotation, molecular function: carbohydrate:proton symporter activity. NCBI's taxonomy places the organism in Eukaryota, Fungi, Ascomycota, Dothideomycetes, Botryosphaeriales, Botryosphaeriaceae. Gene Ontology annotation, cellular component: membrane. The record is from RefSeq and is a predicted model, not a curated record. Gene Ontology annotation, biological process: carbohydrate transport; transmembrane transport. Bases 1 to 1599 code for a protein of 532 amino acids.